Messenger RNA from Malania oleifera, 6578 nucleotides. RefSeq lists its product as uncharacterized. Gene Ontology annotation, molecular function: ATP hydrolysis activity; histone binding; chromatin binding. The record is from RefSeq and is a predicted model, not a curated record. Gene Ontology annotation, cellular component: nucleus. Lineage: Eukaryota; Viridiplantae; Streptophyta; Magnoliopsida; Santalales; Ximeniaceae. Bases 716 to 6292 code for a protein of 1858 amino acids. The transcript is spliced from 6 exons. Gene Ontology annotation, biological process: positive regulation of transcription by RNA polymerase II.
AUACACUUUUCUUUAGAGCCGUUGUACUCCAAAGUUCAAACCAUUUGCAUGCCCACUUCAAUUCCUUCAUCCUUCGUAUGCCCCUCUGCAUACCUCACUCCUUGGGCUCUCAUAUUUGGCGGUAAUGCUUGGUGGGAAAAUAGAAGAAAAAUGGAAAAAAAAAAUUAUGCAGAGAAUGUACCCAAUCUCGACUCGAGAGCGUGGCCAUCACCCAACCGUCACUCGCCCCACGAUUCACUGCGCCCCGCUCCCCAUGACGGGCGUUUACGCCACGCUCUGCUAGGCGCGUGUUCGGAAUGCCCUAAUACCAGUCUGAAGUCAUGAACUCUCUCCCUCUACUCUUCUCGGUUCUGCCCUAGUCUUCAGAGAGAAACAAAGAGUGUGAGAGGGGAAAGGAAAGCUAAAUCCCCAGUCUUCAGGGAGCCCACAAGUGGCAAAGCAAAAGCACGACAACAGAUUAUCAAAUAAGUUCCUUGGCUUGACUUCUAGGGUUUUUUUUUUCCUCCCUUUCUACGUAUCUAAAAUUUAAAUGUGUGAAAAUUCGUAUGAGGUUUUGAUCCAUCGAACCUAUCAACCACAAGGUCAGUGAUUCUCAAUCCGCGGUGUAAUCGAACGCCCAAAUCGAAGGAAAAUACGAUCGAUCGAUACCCAUUUGCUUAUUUCCCUGAUUUUUGUGUAUAAACAUACAAAUAUAUAAGUAUUUGGGGUUCUUGUCAUGCGAUUACCUCAGUUUCCUUCGGUUUCUUCGAAGCAAAGGAAAGAUCAGCGUCUGGGUAGUUCUCGUACUCGUAAGAAGCACAAGAGGCUUGACGCAAUUUGCGAGAAGGCGUAUAAUCAAAACCGUAGGCUCCAAGCUGAGUUGAAUGGGGGUGGUCGUGGUGCUGGAAUUGGGUCUGCUGGUGUCAAUAUGGAGCUUCGGCGGAGCUCAAGGGUUCGCCGGGCGCCAGAUUUGCUCGAUGUAUCACCUCCACCCACAAAGAAGCGACGGAAAAUUGGCAAGAAUGGGGAGAGAUUGACUGCUGGUUCUGAGAGGCUGAAAGGGGAGAGUAGUUCAAAGGGUCUUUCACUUGGUCCGAGUUCAGUGGAUAUGGAAGAAACUAAUGGUUGGAAGUCAAGGUUGAGAGCAAGGGUGAGAAAUGGGAGAUUUGGGAUGGAGAAACGGCAAUCACCACGCGGGAAAAAGAAGCUUUUUGAGGAUUUGGAGGGGUUUGAGGAAGAAUCAAACUUGGAGGAGAGAGAAUUAGACGAGAAAAAAGGCAGUUUGGGCGGUGGGAAGUCGACAGUUGUAAAGUCAAGGAGACCGGGUAGGAUUAAAGCUACAAAUGCCAUGAGGAAUGAGGAUAAAGAGAUUGAAUCAAGUAGUGUUAAAGAGGAUGGCAGUGGGAGGAAUGGAGUGGAAAUGGAAGAAACCACGGAUGAGGGGGGUCCCUUAGUCUUGGAGAGUGUUAGUGGUGGUGAAAAUGAUAGUGAAGCAGAUGAUAGCAAUGACCGACAGUUAUUUAGGAACGAGGACAGUGAAGUACCAAAUCAGUCACUGUCUGAGGAGUGCACUGGUAAUGACAAUGUGGGGAUUAUGGAUAAGGGUGAUCAGGAUUUAGAAGAACUAGAGCGUGCAAGAGGAGAGGAGGAAAGGGGUGGUACAGAAGCUGUUCAAGGUACUUCGAAGCAAGUGGAAGAUGGAGGAUGUCAUGAUGGGAAGGUUAUCACUUUUGCCCGACUUGAUGAAAAAUCUCCAGAAGAUGAGAAUGCCUGGAAGGUGGAAAUGGAUGAUAGUGCUUAUACUGAUAAACUUAGUAAGCAUCACAUAAAAGAGGGGAGAAGAUGCGGUUUGUGUAGAGGAGGGACUGAUGGUAAGCCUCCCAAGAGGUUAGUCCAGGACAUUGGUGAAAGUGAAAAUGAGGCAUGUAGUGGUUCUUCCGUUUCAGAAGAGCCUAACUAUGAUAUAUGGGAUGGAUUUGGUGAUGAACCUGGCUGGCUUGGACGCCUUUUGGGUCCUAUAAAUGACCGUUUUGGUAUUGCUGGAAUCUGGGUUCAUCAACAUUGUGCUGUAUGGAGUCCGGAGGUUUAUUUUGCUGGUUUGGGAUGUUUGAAAAAUGUUAGGGCAGCACUCUGCAGAGGAAGGGUGUUGAAAUGCACUCGCUGUGGGAGGCCAGGAGCAACUAUUGGCUGUCGUGUUGAUAGGUGUCCAAAAACUUAUCACUUGCCUUGUGCACGAGCUAAUGGUUGUCAUUUUGAUCAUCGCAAAUUUCUCAUAGCAUGCACGGAUCAUCGGCAUCUCUUUCAACCACAUGGAAAUAAGUAUUUGGAUCGCAUAAAGAAACUGAAAGCUAGGAAAAUGAAAUUAGAAAUAAGGAAGCUGUCAAAUGAUGCUUGGCGAAAGGAUCUUGAGGCAGAGGAAAAAUGGUUGGAGAACUGUGGUGAGGAUGAAGAGUUCUUAAAACGUGAGAGCAAGAGGCUUCAUCGAGAUUUAAUGAGAAUUGCACCUGUGUACAUUGGAGGCCCAAAUUCCGAAAGUGAAAAAUUAUUUCAGGGUUGGGAAUCUGUUGCUGGGCUUCAAGAUGUUAUCCAAUGUAUGAAGGAGGUUGUUAUUUUACCUCUGUUAUAUCCUGAAUUUUUCAAUAAUUUGGGGCUCACGCCUCCUAGAGGUGUUCUCUUGCACGGAUACCCUGGAACAGGUAAAACUCUAGUAGUGCGGGCAUUAAUUGGUUCAUGUGCCCGCGGAGAUAAACGCAUAGCCUAUUUUGCCCGCAAAGGUGCAGAUUGUUUAGGGAAAUAUGUUGGUGAUGCUGAGCGUCAACUAAGACUUUUGUUUCAGGUUGCUGAGAGGUGUCAACCUUCUAUAAUAUUCUUUGAUGAAAUAGAUGGGUUAGCACCUCGCCGCACGAGGCAGCAAGAUCAGACACAUAGUUCAGUUGUGUCCACCUUGCUUGCUUUGUUGGAUGGCUUAAAAUCUCGAGGUUCAGUUGUGGUCAUUGGUGCAACAAAUAGACCUGAGGCUGUUGAUCCAGCAUUAAGACGGCCAGGGAGAUUUGACAGGGAAAUUUAUUUUCCACUGCCAUCUGUCAAGGACCGAGCUGCUAUUCUUUCACUUCAUACACGAAGGUGGCCAAACCCAGUUACUGGAUCCUUGCUUAAGCAGAUUGCUAGAAAAACUGCAGGCUUUGCUGGUGCCGAUCUGCAGGCUCUGUGCACUCAAGCAGCCAUGAUUGCAUUGAAAAGGAAUUGCCCCUUGCAAGAACUUCUGUGCGCUGCUGGAGAGAAAGCUCAUGAUGCUAAACGCCCUCCUCUCCCCGCCUUUGUGGUGGAGGAAAGAGAUUGGUUAGAGGCUCUUGCCUGUGCUCCUCCUCCGUGCUCUCGUAGAGAAGCAGGAAUGGCUGCAAAUGAUGUAGUAUCCUCUCCUCUUCACACCCAUCUCAUUCCUUGUUUGCUGCGACCACUAUCUUACUUGCUCCUUUCUCUUCAUCUUGAUGAAAAUAUCUCUAUGCCACCGCCUCUUUUUAAAGCUGCAGAAAUGAUUAAAACUGUGAUUCUUUCUGCUUUGGAGAAGAAGAAGAUCCCUAAUUAUCAAUGGUGGUCCCAUGUUCAGGAUUUGCUUCAAGAAGCAGAUGUUGUGGGGGAGAUAGAAAAAAACCUUUCAUAUGUGGGCUUUUUAAUUGGAGGGACUAGCUUAUCCGCUUCUGAUAUUUUAAAUGAUGAUACUGAUGACAACGGUAUGGUCUUUGAACCUUCCAGAGUGCAUCAUGGAGGCACUCGCACUAGUUUGUUGCAAAAUAUAUCUCUAUCAUCAGGAAAGAAAUCAGGGUUUCGGAUAUUGAUUGAUGGAAGUCCUAAAUCUGGCCAGAGGCAUGUUGCUUCUUGCCUUCUCCACUGUUUGGUUGGGAAUGUUGAAAUUCAGAAGGUUGAUCUGGCUUCGAUAUCACAAGAAGGACAUGGAGAUAUGGUGCAAGGGGUUAACCAAAUAUUAAUGAAAUGUGUUAGUGUGGGUUCGUGUAUUGUAUUUAUGCCAAGAAUUGAUCUAUGGGCGGUAGAUCAACUUGCCAAAAAUGAGAAUGAUUCCUGUUCAAUGGGCCACCAGUUAUCUGAGGAGAGCACCUCCUGUUUGACGGACAGUCAAGUUCACAAAUCAGCUGACACGGCGGAACCUGAUGCUGUUUUGAGAGCCUCACAUGCGUGGUGUUCAUUUGUUGAGCAGGUCGAGGUGUUGCAUGUGUCUACAUCCUUGAUUAUUUUGGCUACUUCUGAAAGGCCAUGUCUGGAGCUUCCUCUUGGAGUAAAGCAGUUCUUCCAGACUGAUGUGUUGAAUUGCACUCUUUCAACUUCUUCAGAAUACAUUGUACCCCGAUUCAUUGUGCAGGUUGAUGGGAAUUUUAACCAUAAUAUGGUGAUCAAUUCGUCUGCAACAGAGUUGGCUAGGGAUUUAAUUCAAAUGUUUGUCCACUUGGUUCAUUAUAGAUCUCAUACAAUGGGUUCACAUAAGGAACACAAAGAGUGUGAUGCCAUUCAAGCUGGUCCAGAUGCAUACCAUGGCAUGGAUCAUGGAUUAACUAAUGAACCUGAGAGUAGAAAGCACUGUCCUGAAGAUUCCGUCAUAAAGUUUCCUCUUCCGCUUUGUUAUAGAACUGGAAAAGGGAAAUCAAGCUUGCUGUUGGCAAUAUCUACCUUUGGCUAUCAGAUUCUGCGAUAUCCUCAUUUUGCUGAACUUUGUUGGGUCACAUCCAAAUUGAAAGAAGGCCCGCGUGCAGACAUACAUGGUCCUUGGAAAGGCUGGCCAUUCAAUACUUGUAUUGUUCGUCCAAGCAAAGCAUUAGAUGGGGUAGGUUUAGUUUGUAGCUCCAGCAAUGUUAAAAGUAAAGAGAAAUAUGGUUUGGUUAGGGGCUUAAUUGCAGUUGGUUUAUCAGCAUACAGAGGGGUUUACACUUCACUUACAGAAGUGUCCUCCCAGGUUCGCAAAGUUCUGGAACUACUUGUUGGACAGGUUAAUGCUAAAAUUCAAGCUGGAAAAGAUAGAUGUCAAUUUGUUCGUAUUUUAUCACAGGUGGCUUAUCUAGAAGAUGUGGUUAAUAGCUGGGCAUUCACACUACAGAGUUUAGAGGCUGAUGCUCAAGUGAUAGUGGCAAAUCCAAAGCUGACAUCACUGGGAUCUCCACAUGAUCAUCAGUCUUGCAUGGAUAAUUCGGUUCAAAGCAAGGGAUACAAGCCAACUGCUUCAAAUGGGGGUUCAAAAGAGCUGGGAGAAAAUACUGAGGGAUUGGCUGCUGGAAAUAGUGAAUGUAUUGAUGUAGAUGCAGGAGAUGUCAUUUUUGUUUGUCCUACUUCUGAGGACAGACCUGCAAUUACAGAAGAAGAAUGCCCACAGGAAUUGGGUCAUUCAACCUCUGUUACAUGUCUUCAAAUUUCGUCUACUGAUCUUUUGGGUGGCAAAAGUUUGAACAAGCAGAAUGGGGCUAAUCUUGAGCCAUGUGGGUCAGAAAAUCCUAGAGACUUUGCAGUGCCCCAUGGAAGCUCUGUGCCCUUGAAACAAUCUAAUGGGUUUGCAUUCACAGAAUCAGUUGUUCUUCCUAAGACUGGUAUCUGUAGUUCUAAUGCAUUGGGUGGUGUUAAUGGUGUCUUUAGUUCUGAUAAAUUAGAUGGUGUUAAGUUUUCCACCUCUGGAAAAGUCCCCAACAAACUGGAGGAUGCUGGAGUUCAAGCUAAAGAUGGUAAGCCUUGCCCUGAUGAACGUCAUGUAGAUACCAGCUCCUCAUCAAGUGAAACUAUGAGUCUUUCACCAAAUUCUGGAGUUGAAUGCUUGUACUGUUGUUGCUCUGGAUGCCUAUACACCCUUCAUGGUUUGAUGCAGAAAAUUCUUAUUAAUGAAUGGGAAUUGAAUGGGAACGAUUGGACGGUAGAUGAUGUUCAUGAUGUUGUCACAUCAUUGUCUGCAAAUCUUCUUUCAGAAGUUAGAAAAUUUUAUGUUACUGGAAGUGGCAGUCCGAUUGGUGAAAAUCCAAGACAUGAAAAGCAUAAAAAAAUGCCUGCACAUCAAGGAGUAAGUGCAUGCGGGUGCAAGCGUUCAGGAAAUAGUAUGAUCGUGCCGAAGGAAUGUGGUUGCCAUGCAAUAAAUCAGAGUUUAGAUUCAAAGUCAAAUCCAUCAUAUAUUCAACAUGGACCUGUUUCAAAAUUCAUCUACAGAAAUGGUGUACUGAUUCCUGUAGAUACUGACAAGGAUGUUCCUUUUCAUUGUAAAUUUGAGACUUUGUGCCUUUGUUCUCUUAUAGAGUGGAUCUUAUUGUCAAGGAAGCCUUUUGAUUGAUGUGAUGUUGGCACAGCUUGGAUUGGCUCAGCCUUGGCAAUGUUUGGUGCUGUUGCGGAGUUUAGGUUUGAACCUUCAAAAAAUGUAAAAAAGUCCAAAUUUUGUCAUCAGAGAUUAGUUUCAGUUCAUGCUAUUCUUCAAUCAGAAACAAUUUGAGGGUGUUAAUUUUCUUUAUCCCUUUAUCCCUAUACUGCCCUAAAAAAUUUUGGGUUGCCCAGGUAGAGCUCAUCUACACAAUGUAAGUAUCAUUUUGAGGUCUUCCCUUUUAUUAAUUUUUUUGGAGUUA